Bufo gargarizans (Asiatic toad) is the source of this 1694-nucleotide messenger RNA. RefSeq names its product golgin subfamily A member 6-like protein 22. NCBI's taxonomy places the organism in Eukaryota, Metazoa, Chordata, Amphibia, Anura, Bufonidae. Gene Ontology annotation, biological process: regulation of lipid metabolic process; triglyceride homeostasis. The coding region runs from base 164 to 802 and encodes 212 amino acids. The record is from RefSeq and is a predicted model, not a curated record. The transcript has 5 exons.
UGAUCUUCUGCACUUCCUCAUCAUCCGUGGAGCCCGGAGUGCUGGUCAGAUCGGGGUUACUGUUACUAAUACUCCUGCAGCGGGCAAGGUUAAGACUGCUGGGCCGCCCCGUGGCACGAGAGAGCGUGGCAGACUGGUCCUGCUGUAAUCUGCAGCCGCUCUUAUGCAAUCCAGCACCUCCCCAGUCCCUAUAACCGGCAUGCCUGCUGUAUGGUCCUCCUCACUCUGCCAGCCACCCCUUGCCAUGCUGCUGGUGCUCCUCAUGGUCCUGCUGCCGCUCUCUCGGGGAGAAGAGCAGAAGAAGCCGGCGCUGCAGGAAGACGUCAACGUGCUGGUGUACGGGACCCUGCAGCUGGGGCAGGCGCUGAAGAACACUUACGGUUCUACCGGCGACAAGCUGCAGAGGAUUGUGGGUAAACAAGGCAAGCUGGAGAAGAAGAUGGAGAGGCUGCAGGCGGAGGUGGAGAGGGCGAGAUUGGAGAGGAGAAGGAUUGGCGAGGAGGUGGAGAGGCUUCAGAGAGAAGAACACGAGAGGAGAUCUGUCUCCCACAGAACGGCGGAGGAUCUGCGGAGCGCCCAGAAGGCGUAUGCAGAGAUCCGAAGACGGGUGCACGAUCUGGAGAAAAGGGUACAAGCAAAGGAGCAACUCCUCCCCUCCAUCCUAAAGAAGCGCGUAGAACAGCGGGAGCUAAUUCUCCAAGUCCUCAGCGAGGAAUCGACGCGGCAGAAGAAGCAGAUGGCGGCACAGAGGACAAGGCUUCUCACCAUCCUGAAGCAAGCCUCCGCUACUGGCUCCAGCUGACAGUCUACUGAAGAACCCCAAGGGUCAUUCUUCUACUGGGGCAGGACCCCCCCCCCUUGAACAUGGACUGAGGACAACCUGUUGUGGAUCCAAUAAGUUUCCCAUAAGACAGCUAAAAGACAAGACCACGUCGCUCAUGGACAUAGAUGGCACCAUGCCAACCAAGAUGCUGGUACGUUCCGAACGUCACAUCAUGUACAUAUGAAAAAUGGACAACGGUAGUGCCAAUGGGGGUUACCACCGAGAUCCUAAACAAAACCUCAAUCUGCAUUAGGGUACCAAACUUUCUGCCAGUGUCACCAUUUACUGCAGUUCUAUUCUUACACCAGUAAGCUCAGGAUGAACAAAGCUUUGGGUCUGAACCUUGUAUGUGUAACUGUACGGUUGUAUUAUUGUGCGCUAUAUAUAUAUAUAUAUUUUGGAGGGUGCUGGUUCUCCUUGGGGAGAUCCAGUGAAUGCAGGCAAUGCCCUCUGGGAAUAAUAUGCAAAUUAGCUCUUCUCCAAAAAAGGAAGAAAAUGGCCUCUCUAGUGCCACCUACAGGUGGCUGCCCUGCAAGCAGAGCAGGGGUGAGCAACCAGGUAUGCCCUCCAGGUGUGGUGGAACUACGACUCCCAGCAUGCACACUUGCUUGGCUGUUCUCAGAACUCCCAUAGAAGUGAAUGGAGCAUGCUGGGAGUUGUAGUUUCACAACAGCUGGAGUGCCGGACGUUGCUGACCCCUGUUGUAUAGUCUUGAAACCUGCCUCUGGUUGUCAGCUAAGCCAGAGACAUGUUUAGGCGUUGUCGCUCCCCACGCGGCCUCUGUAAUAAGCGAUAACCGUUGUGUAUUAUUUAUGGAGUAUAAUAUUCUGGGAAGUGUUCUGAUAAAAGCAUCAAUAAAACAUUACCUGUG